Messenger RNA from Drosophila arizonae, 3826 nucleotides. RefSeq names its product calpain 15 small optic lobes (gene sol). The record is from RefSeq and is a predicted model, not a curated record. Gene Ontology annotation, molecular function: calcium-dependent cysteine-type endopeptidase activity. Gene Ontology annotation, biological process: proteolysis. Lineage: Eukaryota; Metazoa; Arthropoda; Insecta; Diptera; Drosophilidae. Gene Ontology annotation, cellular component: cytoplasm.
GUUUGGUGGGCUGGCUGGAUGGAUGGCUGGUGCUACAAGCAAUAUUGUUGCUCAAGGAUCUGUAUCUACAAUAAGGUUGGCCCACAAUAUAUAUACUAAAUAUGUGUUGUGGUGCAACAGUUCAAAAUAUUAAAUCGGGCGCGCGCGGCGUGAGAUGUGUUAAAUGCAAUUAACAACGGCUGGCUGUGAAUUUUUUUAGAACUUCCUUCCACCAAUCAGCAACUGGCCCCGGCCCCCUGCUCCCUCUCUCUCUCUCUUUCUCUCUCUUUCCCACUCUCUCUUUCUGUCCUUCUCUCUUGCUCUGUCUUUCUGUCUAUCUUUAUCUCACUCAUCACAUACAGCAUUGUCGUGAACUGUUGUGCGAAUUUGUCGAAUGUGAAAUUUCAAUUGUUGUAUUAAUACAAGUUGCCGCUGCAAUAUGGGCACUAUAUCAUCCGUACUGCAAUGGUCGUGCGCCAAAUGCAAUACCAUCAAUCCGACCGAAUCAUUAAAGUGUUUCAAUUGUGGCACUGUGCGUAAGGUAUUUCCCAGCCCUACCGCAACAAUCUAUCAGCAAACGACACAAUCGCGUUCUCAGCCAUCGCGACACCAAAGCAGUUGGAUACAUCAGCAGCAGCAGCAGCAGCAACAGCAACAACAACAGCAGCAGCAGCAAUAUCAACAUCGUCAGCAACGACAUCACGAAAACCUGGUUGCAGGCUCUGCAGAGCUGGCCGCCGAGUGUGAUGAGGAGGAGGUCGCGACAAUUGUUGAUAAGCACAAAGCUGUGACCAGCACACAUGAGGCAGCAACUGGCUUGGCGUCGACACCGGCCAGCAGCAGCAGCAACAGCAAUCGCCUCAUUGUUCAAGCGGCGCGCAACGACAAUAAACCGCAAUCGAUGCUUCUGCAAGGCAGCCGCAAGAUGUGGACAUGCGGCAAAUGUUCCUAUGCCUACAAUCGUCUCUGGUCCGAAUCCUGUGAGAUGUGCGAGACAUUAGCCAAGCAGCAGCAACAGCAGCAGCAGCAGCAACAGCAGCAGCACCAGCACCAGCAGCUGCAGCUGCAUCAGGCGGAGCUACCAGCAUCCAGUAUUGCUGUGGAGCCACGCAACGAUGAGCCCUGGACAUGCAAGAAGUGCACCCUGGUCAACUACUCAACGGCAAUGGCCUGCAUCGUCUGCGGCGGCUCCAAGCUGAAGAGCAUCUCCUCGAUCGAGGACAUGACACUGCGCAAAGGUGAAUUCUGGACCUGCAGCCAUUGCACACUGAAGAAUUCGCUCUCCGUCGGCCUGUGCAGCGCCUGCAAAUCGAUGCGUUUGCUGCCAGUCGAUUCGAUACGCGAACGACCCGAUGGCCAGUCCUAUGAAGAGCAGGAUCCGGCGGCUGGCAGUCAGACGGCGGGUGAACUGAAUACGCCGACGGCGACGCCAACGCAGCUGCAAUUGCCGCCAGUGGCGCAUCGCAAUUCGCGCAGUCCCUCGCCCAGAUCGGCAGCGGGAGCAGCCGCUGCAGUGGGCGGGCCGGCAGCAGGAGCAGCGGCAGCAUCAGCAGCCGCCGCAGCAGCAGCAGCGGCUGCRAUCCAGCUGCAACAGCAACAGCAGCUGCAGCAGCAGCGCAGCUCCUCGGGCGCCAUACCGAAGCGUCACAGCACCGGCGGCUCAAUAGUGCCACGGAACAUAUCGAUGGCCAUGCCUGCUCCCACAGCCAGCUCAUCCUACAAUCUGCAGCAGCAGCAGCAGCAACAGCUGAUCCUGCCGGGCAGUUCGAUCAAGAAAUGGCAGUGUCCCGCCUGCACCUAUGAGAACUGCGCUGCAUCUGUUGUCUGUGACAUUUGCUCGAGUCCGCGAGGCCUGAUGCAGGCGGUGCUCAGCGAAGCGCUCGCCCGCAAAUCGAUGCGCAUCACGGCGCUGGGCACCGAAAUACGCCAGGAGAGCAAACUAAUGGAGAAUCUGCGCCAGCUGGAGGAGACAGAGGCACUAACCAAAUGGCAGAAUAUCAUACAAUAUUGCCGGGACAAUAAUGAGCUGUUCGUCGACGAUUCGUUUCCGCCGGCCCCGAAGAGCUUGUACUACAAUCCGGCGAGCAGUGUGACCGAUGGCGGCAACCCGGUGGUGCAAUGGCGUCGGCCACACGAAAUCAAUUGCGAUGGCGGCGCAUAUCCGCCGUGGGCCGUGUUCCGUACACCAUUGCCGUCGGACAUCUGUCAGGGUGUCCUGGGCAAUUGCUGGCUGCUGAGCGCCCUGGCUGUGCUGGCGGAGCGCGAGGAUCUGGUGAAGGAGGUGCUGGUGACCAAAGAGAUCUGCGCCCAAGGCGCCUACCAGGUGCGCCUCUGCAAGGAUGGCAAAUGGACCACGGUCCUGGUGGAUGAUCUGUUGCCGUGCGACAAGCGCGGCCACCUGGUCUACUCGCAGGCCAAGCGCAAGCAGCUCUGGGUGCCGCUCAUUGAGAAGGCAGUGGCCAAAAUUCAUGGCUGCUACGAGGCACUCGUCUCGGGACGGGCCAUCGAGGGCCUGGCCACGUUGACGGGCGCACCCUGCGAGAGUAUACCGCUGCAGGCCAGCUCACUGCCGAUGCCCAGCGAGGAUGAGCUGGACAAGGAUUUGAUAUGGGCUCAGCUGCUGAGCUCGCGUUGUGUACGCUUCCUGAUGGGCGCCAGUUGUGGCGGCGGCAACAUGAAAGUGGAUGAGGAGGAAUAUCAGCACAAGGGUUUGCGUCCACGGCACGCCUACUCGGUGCUGGAUGUUAAGGAUAUACAGGGACAUCGAUUGCUGAAAUUACGCAAUCCCUGGGGCCAUUAUUCGUGGCGCGGCGAUUGGUCCGACGACUCGGGCUUGUGGACGGAUGAUUUGCGCGAUGCCCUAAUGCCGCAUGGCGCCUCCGAAGGCGUCUUCUGGAUCUCGUUCGAGGAUGUGCUAAACUACUUCGAUUGCAUUGACAUUUGCAAAGUGCGCUCCGGCUGGAACGAGGUGCGUCUGCAGGGCACUCUGCAGCCCCUCUGUUCCAUUUCAUGUGUCCUGCUCACCGUGCUGGAGCCUACCGAAGCGGAAUUCACGCUCUUCCAGGAGGGUCAACGCAACUCGGAGAAAUCACAGCGCUCCCAAUUGGAUCUCUGCGUUGUCAUCUUUCGCACACGUUCACCGGCAGCGCCAGAGAUUGGACGACUGGUCGAGCAUAGCAAGCGACAGGUUCGCGGCUUUGUCGGCUGUCACAAGAUGCUGGAGCGGGAUAUCUAUUUGCUAGUGUGUCUGGCCUUCAACCACUGGCACACGGGCAUCGAGGAUCCGCAUCAGUACCCGCAAUGCAUAUUGGCCAUACACAGCUCCAAGCGUUUGCUGGUGGAGCAAAUAACGCCUUCGCCUCAUUUGCUGGCGGAUGCGAUCAUUAGCUUAACCCUGACCAAGGGCCAAAGGCAUGAGGGACGCGAAGGCAUGACGGCCUACUAUUUGACCAAGGGCUGGGCUGGUUUGGUGGUCAUGGUCGAGAAUCGGCAUGAGAAUAAGUGGAUACACGUCAAGUGCGACUGCCAGGAGAGCUAUAAUGUGGUCUCAACGCGUGGUGAACUCAAAACUGUGGAUUCUGUGCCGCCGCUGCAAAGGCAAGUGAUCAUUGUGCUCACCCAACUGGAGGGCAGCGGCGGCUUCAGCAUUGCCCAUCGGCUAACGCAUCGUUUGGCCAAUUCGCGUGGCCUUCACGAUUGGGGUCCGCCGGGCGCCACCCACUGUCCGCCCAUUGAAAAUGUGCACGGGCUGCAUGCGCCGCGCUUGAUAACAUAAUCGAUCACUACAAUGGAGGAGGUGUGGCAUUAGUUCAAAACAAAAGCGUAAAACAAAAACACAAUAUAUAUA